CGCGCAUGCGUGUUCAUGUGACGGACGACAACAUCCUGUUGCUGAGUUAAAAUGUUUGUCCACAUAGCUUGUCAUAAUGCGGUUUUUGUUGUUUUUGAAGAUAUAGUGCAUUAAAUAUAUUCUUUCUUGUGGACUAAGUUACGUGAUAUGCUAUGAAGCUAACAAGGAAACUGGUUCUCGCUAAGGCUAAGGCCUCCGACUUGGAAAGCGUGAAGAAACUGAACUGCUGGGGAUGCAACCUGACUGAUAUUUCUAUCUUCUCUCAAAUGCCCAAUAUUAAGGUGCUGACACUGAGUGUCAACAGCAUCUCAUCUCUGGCUCCUCUAGCUGGCUGUCUGUCUCUGUGUGAGCUCUACCUGAGGAAGAACAUGAUUCCUUCACUCUCUGAGCUCUCUCAUCUGCGCCUGUUGACACGUCUCAGAGUGCUCUGGUUGGCUGAGAACCCCUGUUGUGGAACUGAGUCCAGCCAGUAUCGCCUGACUGUGCUGCGCUGCCUGCCUCGUCUCCAGAAGCUGGACAACCAGGUAGUGACAGAGGAUGAGUUAGCGCUAGCUAUCAUGGAGGGCGAAGUGGUCACCACGCCCCCAGGCAGUGUCCAAAACCACCUUUCCACAAACGGACUUCCAGAUGCAGAAACAGAAAAUGACCCACUCAACUACAACAUGGAGGAGACCAAUAAAAUCAGGGAAGAGUUGGGGAUGAAGCCCCUGUCCAGAGACAAGUUCCCUUCUCUUUCCUCUCCGUCAACCAGAGAAACCAAAUCAUCUAUGAAAAAGACACACACUCUCGAUGCAGUUCUGCUGCUGCUGAACGAUUUGGAUGAAGAGGAGCUCCACAUUGUACACACAGCUACACAGAACAGACUCCAGACUUACACGCUGGACUCAGAAACACUACAGGAUUCACUGCAGUCACAGAAAACUUCUGACAUUCAACACUGAAACAUUUCACAGCAUGCGCUCAGGGCCAAACUUCUCACUCUUUUCCUUGUCCAAACCAAAAGUUCGUCCUUGGAGAUUAGGUAAGGGGUCCUAACCAUGCCCCACUCUCCACCCACUCUCCUGUUAUCUCCUGAUUCCAAUAAGCAUGUCAUGGGAUUUAAUUUCACUCACCUUUUUCCUUUUUAUGGUCCAGUUUUCACAGGUACUGAAUAAUUUCCUUUGCUUUCUGUUUUUUUUUUUUUUUUUAAUAGCAGCAUGCCUACCUGCCUUGUAAGAACAAAAUGUAUGUUUUGCUAAAUGUAGAUCUAUUUCUCUAAUCAGAGUAAAUUGCAAUACACUAACUUUCAAUGUUGAAUUUAUUUACACAGAU
This is a messenger RNA of Xiphias gladius (swordfish), 1311 nucleotides long. It is a transcript of the gene cfap410, whose product is annotated as cilia and flagella associated protein 410. Gene Ontology annotation, cellular component: U4/U6 x U5 tri-snRNP complex. Gene Ontology annotation, molecular function: protein binding. The transcript is spliced from 7 exons. The coding region runs from base 153 to 941 and encodes 262 amino acids. Gene Ontology annotation, biological process: cytoskeleton organization; mRNA splicing, via spliceosome. The record is from RefSeq and is a predicted model, not a curated record. Lineage: Eukaryota; Metazoa; Chordata; Actinopteri; Istiophoriformes; Xiphiidae.